GCACAGGCAAGUCAGAAGGAAUUCAGUCUUUUUAGAGAGAGUGUUUGUGAAGGGAAGGUAACAAGGCACUCCAGGCCCAUCAUCCACAGCGUGGCCAUGAAGGCUGCUCGGAUCGCCCUACGGAACGCGGCCCCUUUGGCCGCCACGAGCCAUGGCCACCCGGGCAACGGGAGGGCCACCCGGGAAGUGGAGCAUUUUGCUCGUUACUCGCCUUCGCCCCUGUCCAUCAAGCAGUUCCUGGAUUUCGGGUCAACUAAUGCUUGUGAAAAGACCUCUUUUUCAUUUCUUCGGCAUGAACUUCCUGUGCGGCUAGCAAAUAUUCUGAAAGAAAUUGACCUCCUUCCUAAUCCAUUGUUGAGCACUCCUUCAGUACAGUUGGUAAAAAGCUGGUAUGUCCAAAGCCUAAUGGAGCUGGUGGAGUUCCAUGAUAAAAAAUCUGAUGACCACAAAGUUCUGUCAGAUUUUAUAGAUGCCAUUAUUAAAGUCAGAAACCGACAUCAUGAUGUGGUGCCCACAAUGGCCCAGGGAGUUCUAGAAUACAGAGAUUCAUCGAAGAUGGACCCAUUCAUCAAUCAAAACAUUCAGUACUUCUUGGAUCGAUUUUACAUGAACCGGAUAUCCAUCCGGAUGCUAAUAAACCAGCACACACUUAUUUUUGACAACAAUAACAAUAUCGGUAAUCCACGACACAUUGGAUGCAUUGACCCAUGCUGUGAUGUUGUUGACCUGGUCCAUGAUGCUUUCCAAAGUGCUCAGAUGCUUUGUGACCAGUAUUACUUUGCUUCUCCAGAGUUAAAGCUCACUCAAGUGAAUGGAAAGACAGCUGGACAGCCUAUUCACAUAGUAUAUGUACCUUCUCAUCUCUUUCACAUGCUGUUUGAACUCUUCAAGAAUGCAAUGAGGGCAACAGUUGAGCAUCAAGAAAACAAGCCCUCUCUUGAUCCAGUGGAAGUGACUGUUGUGCUUGGAAAGGAAGACCUGUCAAUCAAGAUAUCUGAUAGAGGAGGCGGCGUUCCAGUGAGGAAAAUUGAAAGCCUCUUCAGCUACACAUAUUCUACUGCACCAAAGCCUGUAAUGGAUAACAAGAAUACAACUCCUUUGGCUGGUUUUGGUUAUGGAUUGCCAAUUUCUCGCCUGUAUGCUAAAUACUUUCAUGGGGACCUCAAUCUUUGUUCCAUUUCUGGCUAUGGGACAGAUGCUCUGAUUUACUUGAAGGCCCUUUCCACAGAAUCUAUAGAAAAGCUUCCUGUUUUCAACAAAUCAGCCUGCAAGCAUUAUCAGACUCCUAUAGAAGCAGAUGACUGGUGUGUUCCAAGUAAAGAACCAAAAAAUCUGUCACGACAGAGUGCAGCUGCAUGAAACCCACAUUUGUGCAGGAUAUUGAAAGGGGAUCAGAAAUCCAUGUUUCAGACAGGACUAAGGAAACAAAUAACUUGAUGUUGCUCCAAUUCUGUACCACGAUCUGCUCGAGAAGGAAGUAAUUAUACAGAAUGGGAGUGUACAGAGUGUACAUGUACUGUAUUUGUGUUCGAGAAUAUGUAAUGAAGCUUGAUACAUAAGGAAAAUCGAAUGCAUAGAUGGGUGUGCAGGUGAUUUUUUUUUGUUCUUUUGAACAUUAGACUAACACUCCAAAGUAGUAGUGUUUUCAGACUUAGGAGUUAGGACAAUGUUUUCAAAACCUUUGUCAUGGUUGCACUCCAACACAAAAUACUAACUUUCCUCAAAUAUUAUCAGUUAGUAUUUCAUUCUGAUGCAAAGAUGUAUAUAUACAGCAACCAAUGGAAGAUCCAGUUGAAAUUUGCCCCCACUAGAAGUGGCUGGAUUUGAUUAAAAUGUUAUAUUGUAGCAUGAUACAGAAAGUCACAUAUAUUCAUUGUUAUUCCAAAAUGUAACCAUUACUUGAAGAUUGUUCCAAAACUAGCAGUACUUGCAUAUAGUGAUUUUCAUUGCCUUUCUGAAUGUGGAAUUUUCCCCACAGUCAUGGAGAAGGAUUUUAAAGUGAUAUCAAGGAGGUAUUUCAAAGUAGCAAUGUUACGGUAUGUCUGGUUUUACAUACAGUGAGGAACAGUAGUAUGAAUAAGUGAAGAUUAUGAGAGCAAGCAAUCUUUAAAUUGCAAGCAAUCUGUGCACAUGUAUAUAGGAUAAGCUUCUGUGUGUAAACAUCAACCUUUGAGGUUUUCACCGCAUGGAACUGGAACACUUUUGAAAUCCUGGUGUGUGAGCAGUUAGUCCCAGAUCACUUCUCAAAGUGUGGCUUCCAGAGCUUUAAACACCCAAAUCAUGCUUGAAACAUUUUGGAGGGAUGUGAAUCGGAAUUUCAAAAGAAAUCAGAGUGAGAAGCAGAGGAACAUAGAAUGGAAAUGGCAGGAUGGUUUCCUUUUUAUGAAGGAAUGAUUGGGGAAAUAUUCCAUUCCAAAUGAUUUACACUCCUGAAAGACUGGGAGUUUGGUAUGGGCCCAGUGAAUGACAAUCUAGGUCAGUCAGUCUGUUUGGGUUUUUUUUAAGGCAGAAAUAUGCUUAAGAACUAAUCCUAGUUCAUUUUAAAAGGAUCACUGUGAAGAUUUAGUGUCUGUGGUCAGUUAUGGAAGCUCCAUUGCUGUCACAUUUGCUGAUGCCCACAUUUGCUGUGGCCAUCGGGUUCAGUCAAAUAGGUAAUCCCAGCUAUGUGAGGCUAUUGUGUGCAGUUGGUACAGCGAACCAACGAAGGCUUUAACAGCUAACAUUGCUGGAUUUUCGGAUGUUUUUCUUCCCUCUGAAAAUGUUGUCCAGGUUUAGAAAAAACUGCAGAUCUUUGUUUUGCAAAGUGCCUGUUUUUGUGCCUUGAUCAUGGAAAAAUAACUGUUUAUUUAGCGUGCCAAUUUCAAGUGCCUAUUUGGGUUGGCACCUCUAUAUUAAGAGUUACUGGUAUUAUCUUAGUGCAGUGUAUAAAUGCAUAAUGUAGUAUCAUACCACAGAGGCAUUGGUUAAUAUUCAGAUCAACUGUGUAGAGUUGCAUAUGUCUUCAGUGUGUUUUCAUAGCUGUGAUAAUGCUUAUGCACUUUGACCUUGUACAGCAGGUAAUGUAGGAUUUAAUAUUAAUUACUUUAGGUUUUAAUCUGUUCUGUCAGGCUAUGCACUGUUACUAAAAAGAACCAAAGGAGCCAGCCAGCUUUUCUCAGUCACGGAUUAUGUUAUCACCUCCUGUUCAAUUAUUGUGCAGAAACAAACAUGAGCCUGGCUACACAUUUCUUUUUUCUGCAGUGAAGCCUUUGGUGCUGCUUGGUGCCCUGUAUGUAAUGUCAAAAAGUGCCUGGACCGAGUGUAGGACACUCAAAAUGGAGUUUUUCUUUUAGAAGACUGCAAUAUCUCUUCUAUUAUGUGCCUUCUAGUUUCACGCACACUUGAAAUGUACUGUAAUGUUUUUAAUAAAAAGAUUUUUUUAA
Molecule: messenger RNA, 3422 nt
Organism: Anolis sagrei ordinatus
Lineage: Eukaryota; Metazoa; Chordata; Lepidosauria; Squamata; Anolidae
Gene: PDK4
Product: pyruvate dehydrogenase kinase 4
Biological process (GO): regulation of glucose metabolic process; protein phosphorylation
Cellular component (GO): mitochondrion
Molecular function (GO): pyruvate dehydrogenase (acetyl-transferring) kinase activity
Source: RefSeq, a predicted model, not a curated record